Alosa alosa (allis shad) is the source of this 2484-nucleotide messenger RNA. RefSeq names its product refilin A (gene rflna). Lineage: Eukaryota; Metazoa; Chordata; Actinopteri; Clupeiformes; Clupeidae. The transcript has 4 exons. Gene Ontology annotation, molecular function: filamin binding. Gene Ontology annotation, cellular component: actin filament bundle. Bases 542 to 1216 code for a protein of 224 amino acids. Gene Ontology annotation, biological process: actin filament bundle organization; negative regulation of bone mineralization involved in bone maturation; negative regulation of chondrocyte development. The record is from RefSeq and is a predicted model, not a curated record.
CUCUGGUCAUUUCAGCGAAGGCAGACUCCGUUUAUAUCGCUGGAAGCACAGUGCCAGGCAGACACACCACACAGAGAACGAGUGAGGAAAAGAAAAAGAGCGAGUGAGACUGAAAGCAACCGCCGAGUUUGCAUUGAUAGCCAAAUUAUUUCCACAUCUUAUUCUCUGUCGAGGUUUAAUUGAGGAUUGUUUCGGGACAUUGCAGCCUAUUUAAGUAGGCUAAACUAUUUGGGUUGUUUAUGCGUGUGCUUUUAGUUGUUUUACUGAGAGAAAACGUUUGCAGUGAGGUUUCAUUCAAUAUGAUCUGAAAAUACCACCAUCGUGAGAACGUUAUAUAUGUCAACAUUUGAAUCGACGUGAUCUUCAACGCAAAGGUUGGCCUUACAUGCGGAGUCAUCUCUGGCGUGAAAUGGGAUAUUUAGGCAUUUUCUGACAACGUCUGUCAAAAACACUUGGAAACUUUUGUCUAUUCAGACUUUCUCACACACUUGGUCGGGAGUGAAUUCGCUUUGCUUUUUUUUUGCUGUCAGCUCUUCCAGAAAUGGUGGGGCACUUACAUUUACAAGCUAUGGAUGAUAGUCUAAAAGGCAAGAAUCGAGAAGGGCUGCUCGACAGUCCGGAUUCAGGACUACCCCCAAGCCCGAGCCCGCCCUUCUACUCGCUUUCCCCCGGGCUUCUCGAGUCACGGUCGGGGAGCUGUACGACGCCCGUGGAGCAACACCAUGGGUUCUAUAGAAAAGAGAGCCGAGAGGGAAAAUUGCUUCCCUACCUGCUGCUGAACUCGCAGGGCACAGAGCUCAAGACGCGCAUGCAGCCUGUGGUCUACGGAGAGAGCAUCGAGGUCAACCCCAAACCUGAGCAGGAAGUGAAGUUCCAUUCUUCCGUGAGGUAUGCGUCGGACCGCCACUACCGUGAGCAACUUUACUGUGCGCCUGUUCCCGUGCCCACCAACUUUCGUGAGACGGUGGUGGUGGCGUCUCCCGACUGCACCUGGCGCCACUACAAGGCCGAGGUUUACCUGCAGCCGCGCCACCGGCCACUGCGCUUCCAGAGCACGGCCAUCGUCUACCCUAAGCACGCCCGCAGCACCUACCGCACCACGCUCAGCCACCAGCCCUCGGGCUCGGGGGGCGGCCGCCGCUGGUUCUCCUCCACUGUGCGCCUGGAGUCCAGUGAGGACCUCAGCCCCUGCAUCAUCUACACAGAGGACCUCUGAGGAGACUGUGGAGUGGAGCGGAGAGUUGUCGGCGCAGCAGGAGCGAUGGAACGACGCGGAAGAGGGCUAACAAACCAAUAAACACCAAGCCAGGAAUCACCAGUGGCAGUCGCACCCACCUUAUGAACUCUUGAUGAGCCUUGUGUGAAGGGAGGCCAGAGGAUUGGGGUGGGGGGCGCUGGGGGACUAAACUUAACUCUUCUUGUGAAGAUAAGGGAUCUAAAUGGACAGAAAGGGUGUGUGCGAUGGGGCAAAUAAGAGGGACAGGCGGACCGGCACCAGAAGGGAGACGUCUGAGACAGAACACUUUAUUUGUCUGCCUGGGUGUUGUAUCUGCCUGGUAGUACAUAGAUUAGCGGAGAGGUUACAGUGUUGCUAAUCUUUUUUUUUCAAUAGGUUUUUCCCGCGUAUUUACUUUGUCUUAUAUAACUGCCUUAAAAAUCCCUCACAGUGCUGAAGUACUCCCUAGGGCACCAUGUCAAAUACAUCCUCAGCCAACAUAGCUGUGGCUGGAAUCCUGCAGACAGAUGUUAUAAGAAGAAUAGUACAUUCUGAAAUGCAUCCUACGUUAUUUUGCGUACUCCCAUAACUUAAUACUCUCUUGGAAAGCCAAUUAUGUUAGCCACAGCUGUCUAACAGCCUGAUUGCACUCAUUGGUGUAUAUAUGUAUAGUUUUGUUCCCUUUUGCUUGCUGGCUUUGCUGGUGUCCAAGCAGGAUGCCAGGCCUGUCGUGAGCACUUGAAAGGUUGGACCAAAGAUUUGACAGUAAGACAGACUGUCAAGCUCUGGGAAGUUUUGGUAUCCACAAGAACAAGACAUUUUAUGUAGGCCCUCAGUGUUGUGGCUCUGUCAUGGUGCUACUGCAGGUCUUCUGCUGGGAAUGCAGGUGUUUGGUCCAGUUCCAACUCACACAUCUUAUCAGUAAGAUUCUUUACAUACGAUUAGGACAGGGUCAGAUUUCAAAACAACAGCAUCCCCAUUUGAAUAAUAAUCUCUCUUAGGGCGUACUCACACUAUGCCAUCCGUACCGUGCCCGAGUAUGUUUGAUCCCCAAAGUCCGGUUUGUUUGACCAGUGUGAUCGCUCCGUACCGUACCCGGGCACGGUAUGCUUAUCCGUGCCUGGUAGAGAUGCACGGUUCGCGGUUGCAGCCACGGACUCCGCGGUUAAACCACGGAUCGGGCGGAUGACGUGAAGAAAUAUAAUAUUUUAAUUAAAUUCGGGCGGGUGGCGGUUGAACCAAUCAAACGCAUCACCCAUAUACAUUAA